This is a messenger RNA of Phlebotomus argentipes, 1428 nucleotides long. RefSeq names its product zinc finger protein 37 homolog. Lineage: Eukaryota; Metazoa; Arthropoda; Insecta; Diptera; Psychodidae. Gene Ontology annotation, cellular component: nucleus. Gene Ontology annotation, biological process: regulation of transcription by RNA polymerase II. Bases 116 to 1414 code for a protein of 432 amino acids. The record is from RefSeq and is a predicted model, not a curated record. Gene Ontology annotation, molecular function: DNA-binding transcription factor activity, RNA polymerase II-specific; RNA polymerase II transcription regulatory region sequence-specific DNA binding. The transcript is spliced from 4 exons.
ACCGCGAGUGAAAUCAAAACAUUGUGUAUUUCCUCGGUAUUUUCAUAAAUAACUCUUUAUUUAACAUGGUUUUUCACUAACCAACUUGUUGAAUUUUUAACCUGUGCGAAGAAGAAUGGAAAUCUCUAACAAGGAAGGAUUGUAUGCUGUGGAGUCAUCAAUGGUGAAGGAAGAAUUCUGUGUUGAAGUUCAAGGAUCACAGUUUCACUAUGAACAUGGGUAUGAUUUCAUCAAAGCAGAGGCUGCGGAUGUUGCAGAUGAAGUCAUGAUAACGGAUGUGGUUGAUUUAGGCGCCUAUGUAAAGUCAGAGGAUUCCCAUGAAUUCGUUCAGUUCGACGUUACAGAAAUCCCUCCGGAAAGGAGCAAUGAUGUUAGGAAAAGCCACAGGAAGAAGUAUUGUUGUCCAGUUUGCAACAAAUCCUGCAAAGGCAAUGGAGGUCUGAAGAAUCACUUGGUAAUGCAUAAAGACCACCAAUUCUACUAUUGCGGCUAUUGUGCGAAGAUAUUUGAGCAGAAGUCAGAGAUGGAAAAACAUCUCGAAAAGCACAAGAGUAAGAAGAGAUGCACUUGUAAUGAGUGCAAUCAGGAAGUGAAGAUCUCAAGCGCCGUCCAAGGAGUUACAGAACAUGUUGAGGAUGUAGAGGAAGAAAUUCAGUUUUUGCCAAGCGAUUCUCGUCAUGCGAUAGUGGAAUAUCAUCCAACAAACUCAUAUAAAUGCUGCACUUGUGGAGACACAUUUAAACUCUUGCGUGAUAUUAAAAUCCACAUGAAAAGCCAUCCAAUAAUACAUCAGAUAAGACAGGAUAAAUUCAAGUGUCCUUACUGUGAGGACGGCUUCGUUAAGAUUUUAAAUCUGGAAUUACACAUGUCCAAAUACCAUCGAGGACUUCCGUGUAAUGCAACAGAUCCUCCUCUGACGUGCACUGUUUGCAAGAAGGCCUUUGAAAGUCUGGAUUGUCUGAAGAAACACGUGAAAAUUCACAGUAUCACGAAGAGCUUUAAAUGCGGAUAUUGCGAGAGGAAAUGUGACUCCACCAACAAAAUGAUAAUUCAUGUUUCGGAUGAUCAUCCAGGAAAAAGACUGCCUCGUGGCUUUCCAGACGUCUGGAUGUUGUACACUUGUGCGCUCACCGGGAAAACCUUCCCUGCGAUUCAACAUGCAAAGAGAAGCGCAAAAGAAGUGACAAAUUUGAGAAAACGCAACAAAACACGCUACUUACAUGCAUGUCGUUUCUGUGGUGAAAAAUUACUCCGGAAAGAUCUUAAAAAGCAUGAGAAUGAGCAUAAAUCCGACAAGGGAGUAAAAUCAUUGUUCUCUUUGCUGAAGAAGGUACCAAAGGUUGCUCAAGUGCUAAAAAAUGAAGAAUGCUCAGAAAGUACAACUUCUUCUUCUAUCACAGAAAGGGGGAAUUGAGGAGAAUAUAGAUG